Molecule: messenger RNA, 1208 nt
Organism: Micropterus salmoides (largemouth bass)
Lineage: Eukaryota; Metazoa; Chordata; Actinopteri; Centrarchiformes; Centrarchidae
Gene: cmss1
Product: cms1 ribosomal small subunit homolog
Exons: 10
Coding region: 87-956 (289 amino acids)
Cellular component (GO): 90S preribosome; nucleus
Source: RefSeq, a predicted model, not a curated record
AUGUUUUAAACGUGCUGCUUUUGAACAAACCCCUCGCAUGCUCUCAGCGGUAGAUUUGGAUUGGACAGACUAUACAGUUGAGGAAAAUGGGAGACGACUUGGGUGACGAGUGGUGGACGCACGAGGGUAAUUCAGAUGCAGCAGAGGAGGAGGAGACGCAACAAGAGAAGGAGCCAACAGAAAAACCAAAGGCAAAACCAGAGAAAAGGAAGAGUGUAACAGAGAAAACAGUUAAAGCCAAGAAGAAGAAAAAGAAUGAACAGAAAGAGUGUGUUGUUCCUCAGAUAAAAGAGACCGAGGGUGAAAAGUCAACUGAACAUAAAAAAAAGAGGAAGAAGAAGAAGACAAUUACAGAUGUGUUGUCCUCUUCGGAGCCAAAACCAGGCUGUCCAGCUGACCUGCAGAACCUGGUUACGCAGUACUUCUCAGACAAGCUCUCUGUGAUUGAGCAGGAGGAGCUGAAAUUGCAGGAAUCCGGCUUCUUGUCCAGUAAUGACUUGACGCACACGCUCUCCUCGUAUCUGAAACAGGUUUGUCCCAAGUGGUCAAAGAUUCAAAAGCAGCAUACAGAAAAGAGUUCUGUGGUUCUGCUCAUCGUCUGUAGCUCUGCUCUCCGAGCCAUUGAGCUCAUCAAGCAGCUGACAGCAUUCAAGGGUGAAGCCAAAGCAAUUAAGCUUUUUGCGAAACAUAUCAAGAUAGAGGAGCAGGUGAAGCUGCUGCAGAAGGGUGUUUUCCACAUUGGAGUUGGGACUCCUGGCAGGCUCGGUGCUCUUAUUGAGAAAGAGGGUUUAAACUUGCAGGCGUUGAGAUACGUGGUCCUGGACUGGAACUGGAGGGACCAGAAGCUCCGAAGGAUGGUGGACAUUCCUGAGAUCAAACUGGACUUUAUGAAGCUGCUGGAAAGUGGUAUCCUGAAAGGCUGUAAAGAAGACAAAGUGAAAAUUGGACUAUUUUAACUGCACAUUGUAAUUUUUACUGUGUGCUGAUAAUCCACAUGACGCAAUGUUUUUUAAGCUACAUACUGAUGUUCCUCACAACACGCUGAGGGGCCUCAUCCUGUUUGUAUUCCCUUUGUGUCGGUUUGAAAUCUGUGCUUUUACUGUUCUCAGAGGCCGUGUCAAAUGUGUGGUGGUUGUUUGUUCGCUCUUGUAGUCCAAUGCGAUGUCCCAGUGUGAUGGAUUGAAUAAACGGACUCAGAAUGAAACCAG